Messenger RNA from Calidris pugnax (ruff), 2010 nucleotides. RefSeq names its product zinc finger protein 488 (gene ZNF488). Gene Ontology annotation, cellular component: nucleus. Gene Ontology annotation, molecular function: protein binding. Gene Ontology annotation, biological process: regulation of DNA-templated transcription. The coding region runs from base 114 to 1748 and encodes 544 amino acids. The record is from RefSeq and is a predicted model, not a curated record. NCBI's taxonomy places the organism in Eukaryota, Metazoa, Chordata, Aves, Charadriiformes, Scolopacidae. The transcript is spliced from 4 exons.
GGUGGUCGCCCCUUUCCCUCCCUCCCGGCUCCUCUUCUCUCGCAUCCUCCGGAGCAUCGGCUGCCCCUGCCAUCGGGUACCGUUCUCCUCAGCCUUCCAACUUCCCGAGGUUUAUGAUGGAACUUACAUCUUUGCCUAAAUUCCUUUGGACAAGUGACAACAAACUUUUGCAUCACCAUUUUCCCGACACGUUGGCUACUGUUCAUACCACCCAAGACAUUCCCAAAGAAGUGGUUUUUGGACCAUGCAUGCUGCAGAACACCCUGCUGGACACUGUGGCUUUUAUUGCUCUCAAGUGUUCUGACAGACGGAACAUCCACUACGUAUUUAAGGUGGACGUUACAUCAGUGCACAGCCCCACGGGCCUGCCGUGGAUGAGGCUGGUACAAGCAGCUGCCAACAGCAAGGAGCAGAACUUGGAAGCUUACUUAGAAAACAGUCAGUUGUACUAUCGCUCCACGAGGAGAAUCAGCAAAAAUGAGGAGCUGCUCGUCUGGUACGAUGAGGAGCUUUCCAGCCUCUUGGGUUUCGAUGAGAUCAAAGCUCAGAGUCUCCAGAAUGAGCUGAGGUGCCAAGAAUGUAACCGAGUCUUUAAAUGUGAGCAUUCCUAUCUCUCCCACGUCCGCUUCCUGUGUGUCCCAGAGAAGAGCUCCCUGCUGGGCAGGAACAGCCAGGACCCCAAAACUGAGAAGAGCAACUUAUCUGAGCAGAGCACGAAUUUCCACAGCCUGGCAAGGGAUCUAGAGGUCAAAAUGGCAGCUCGUAAAGACGAUGCCCACGGUCUCCCAGGAGAAAAGAGAGCAAAAGCCGAAGAGGCUGAGAACAACAGAAGCAGGAAAACGGUGUUGUUGGAGAAAACCAAUAACCUGAGUGAGGAACGUAACUGUGGGAGCAAGGACGAGGCUGGGGGAGAGCAUGCCUUGGCUGGUUCUUUCUGGAAGCUCAGUUCAGGGAGGCCGUCGGGUCGGAAGGAGGCUUUGGAGCAGAAGCAGAGCGCUUUCACCGAGGUCAGGAGGAUGAAGGAGAAGCUGAGGAAUGAGAGAGCCAAGGAGCCGGAGCAGGAGGAUGGCAUGGCCCCCCUUGGUAAAGAGCAGGUAUCAAAGGAGGCUUUGCUGAACUCCUCUGGUAGCGCCUUCUCCUUUGUGUGGCCCACCAGGGCCCGGGGAGAGCAGAAGAGCGCUUUCAGCAAGCCCAGUAAGUGUCUAGCAGAAAGAGCUGCAAUAAAUUCUUCUCAUCCCAUGAGUGAGUCAGCAAAGAGCCUGGGGGAGCUGUCGGGCUUCAUCGCCACCACAGACAUCAUGUGCUGCAGCGCUCUCCUCAGCUCCAAGUUCUUUGUCAGUGAUUUGUGUAACGCCCAGAUGCUGCAGACGAGCAUCACUCGGAGCAACGUCUUCCCAUAUACCUCAGAAGCCUGGCCCAAACAGGCAGGGGGGCAGUUACAAAACACAACCACCACUUCUUCCUCCUCCUCCUCCUCUUCCUCCUCUUCCUCCUCUUCCUUGACUCUUCUUCCCCCCACCUUCACCUCCUUCGGAGUGGCUGCCCAGAACUGGUGUGCCAAGUGCAACCUGUCCUUCCGCAUGACGUCGGAUUUGGUCUUCCACAUGAGGUCACAUCACAAAAAGGAGUCCUCCUCGGCCGAGUCCCAGUGCAAGAGGAGGCGAGAGGAGAAGCUGACGUGUCCCAUCUGUCACGAGUACUUCCGAGAACGUCACCAUUUAUCCCGACACAUGACCUCUCACAACUAGAGCUGGGCAGGGAGACCUCACCAAGGGACUGGGCAGGUUGGGUAAAGGAGGGGAACACGGUUCCUUUGUCUCCAUUUCUCUUUGAGUUUACAUCAAUUUCUUACUGGAAAUCACUGUUUACAGUAAUUUAUAAUAGAUGCUUUGCAAAGCAAAAAAAAAAAAAGAAAAUAUAAAAUGUUUACAAGAGUCUGAGUGGGUUGUAAGUUUUGAAAACUCAACCUAGCCCUUGUCAAUCUAUUUUCGAGGAAAUAAAAUAGUGAAA